ACGAUCCGGCCCGUCAGCAAUCUCCCAACUCAUCUCUGCAACUGAAUUAAAUUGAAUUAAAUAAACUGGAUGUGGUACUGUGCUCAAAUCACUUGACCGAAAUCCAACAUACGAUAGAAGAUGAAGAGAUAAACUGGAUAAAUAAAUGUUACAUGUGCUGGCAGUGAUGCUGGAGCUGGUAUAUGAAAAUAAAACAUGAUGAAUUUUUGAAGUAUGGUUUGUUCGUUAAAGUUAGCAAAGACAAAAAAUUAUUAUGAGAAUGAUUUUCCAUCGAAAACAACUAUAAAGUACAUCUGAAUGAAACUAAAAAAUGUUCAGCAUAUUUCGCAUUUUACCAAUAUGAGAUAAUGUGAUUAACAAAUAAGAUAACAAUAACGAAUGAGUUGCGUGUCCCUGAAAAUUGCAAAAAAUUAAGACGAGAAUUUGCACUGUGUCAUAAUGGAAGAAAUUCCUUCAGGUAAUGAUGCAGUUUCCACACAAAAGUCAUUAUUGCCUUUUCAUGAUCCUGGAUGGAACGACCCACCAAAGUGGGCUUACUCUUCGCCGCAAAGUCAAUGCGCGACUCCAGGCAAAAGAGUCCUAAACAAAAGGGUAGCGUUUCCUCUAAAUUCAGCAGUUCCUCAAUCGAACAUUGACCCACUUCAACCACUGUCAACAUCCGUAACCAAUAUACCAGUACCUCCGCAACCUUCUAUACCUUGUGCUCCACCUCCGACUCCUUCUGGCCUAUCCACGGAAGGCAUGAGUUUAAAUGUGGCAGUAACUAAGGAACAAGCACUAAAGGAUACCAUGGGAAAUCUGGAAUGUGUGAUAAAACAAUGUGAAGAUUUAAAGGGCAAAACUGAGGAAGUUAGAAAAAGGUUAGACAUCAUGAGAAAUUUGUGGAUGGAAGACAAACUGACUGAAACCAUACAUAAAAAUGUUUUGGAAAUAUCCGAAGCUCUUAGGUGUAAUGAUUGCGACCGUGCUGAUAAACUCCACGUUUCGAUGGUGAUGGAACACGCUGCUCUAUGUAGUUCUUGGGUACCUGGCAUUAGAUAUUUAAUCCAAGAAGCAAAAAAGAACUAUGACAGAACGGAAACUACAGAUGUCGAUAAACCUCACCCAUACCUUUUACCGACGACAGACACAGAAUUAACAUAAUAGCUUUUUCAUACCCGAAAACAGCAUCUAGUAAUUUUAAUCGAAAGCUUUUAUAACAUACUCCGGCACGUAUAAUUAUAUACAAUGGAUAACAUUAAAAUAAGGGGAAAUCUUUUAACCCUCCGAUUUCACAUAAGUAUCAAAAACAUUUAAUGUUUACGAUCAAGUAUAUAUACAACGUACUAACUAGAACAUAUAUUAAUCUUUAUACAGGUUGUAAAAUAUCCUUGUCAGCACUUCUUACAGUUGGGAAUAAAAAUUGUUUAUUAAGUGUUCAACA
Molecule: messenger RNA, 1423 nt
Organism: Orussus abietinus
Lineage: Eukaryota; Metazoa; Arthropoda; Insecta; Hymenoptera; Orussidae
Product: steroid receptor RNA activator 1
Exons: 3
Coding region: 439-1143 (234 amino acids)
Biological process (GO): regulation of transcription by RNA polymerase II
Cellular component (GO): nucleus
Source: RefSeq, a predicted model, not a curated record